AUGAUGAUGGGUGCAUCCAAUUUGAUGAUGGGGUUAACCCUGGUCCUUGUGGUCUUUCUUGCUGUGGUUCUUAGCUUCGUCUUGGUUCUAUUGGCUGAGCUCCACUACUCCAUCCUCGUCCGCUGCCGUCAACUUCAACAAACCACCACCACCACCGUCACCGCACCUCUAACCAUAGUAGACAACAACAACAACUCAUCUUCUCCCUCUCCCCCUUCAUUCGUCGGUGACGACAUAGAGAAGCAGCAACAACUUCCUCAACAGCCGAAAAAUCAAGAAAAUAACCAAGAAGGGCUUCAAUGGUCUCUUAAAUUUAAACCCACCACAACCAAUUUAGGGUUUUCUCCUUACAUUUCAGAAUGA
Messenger RNA from Lactuca virosa, 363 nucleotides. The record is from the annotation of a GenBank genome assembly. Lineage: Eukaryota; Viridiplantae; Streptophyta; Magnoliopsida; Asterales; Asteraceae.